Messenger RNA from Nannochloropsis gaditana CCMP526, 426 nucleotides. RefSeq lists its product as uncharacterized. Gene Ontology annotation, molecular function: phosphoprotein phosphatase activity. The record is from RefSeq and is a predicted model, not a curated record. The transcript has 7 exons. Bases 1 to 426 code for a protein of 141 amino acids.
AUGGGGGGAAGACCGAAGCUUCUAAUUCUCGACCUGAAUGGACUGCUCGUGCACCGAGUCUUCGUUGGGGAGGGCCCUAGGGCAGGGGUGUGGACUACGGCGUCGGCAAUCAAUGCAACACCGCUGUUGAAGGGUCUCCUGCCCGAGGAGGAUGUGGCCCGAUUGGCUUUCAUUUGGGACGGCAAAAGGUGCACAUACAACGGUGAGACUGAUCCGGCAAAGCCCGGGAAACCAAUUGCUUUCAAGGAGUUGCGGCGCUUAUGGGAAAGCAAGGACGUUGCCGGACUGUUCGGCCCCAGCAACACCCUUAUGAUCGACGACUCGCGCUACAAGGCCUCCCUCAACCCCCCCCACACGGCCAUCCACCCCCCGGCCUGGGACGAUCCUGAUGCCCAUGCCUCAGACGAUGCCCUCGGCUCUUCUUGA